Messenger RNA from Tetrapisispora phaffii CBS 4417, 1359 nucleotides. RefSeq names its product fructose-2,6-bisphosphatase (gene FBP26). The record is from RefSeq and is a predicted model, not a curated record. Gene Ontology annotation, cellular component: cytosol. Gene Ontology annotation, molecular function: fructose-2,6-bisphosphate 2-phosphatase activity; ATP binding; 6-phosphofructo-2-kinase activity. Gene Ontology annotation, biological process: fructose 2,6-bisphosphate metabolic process; fructose metabolic process. The transcript has a single exon. The coding region runs from base 1 to 1359 and encodes 452 amino acids. Lineage: Eukaryota; Fungi; Ascomycota; Saccharomycetes; Saccharomycetales; Saccharomycetaceae.
AUGCCUAAAUCAGUUCGAACUAUCACAAGUGCAGAGGAUGCUAGAAUUUGUGUUGUCAUGGUAGGUUUACCUGCCAGGGGUAAAUCAUUUAUUGCCCAAAAGAUUAUAAGAUUUCUAUCAUGGAUAUCGGUAAAUGCAAAAUCGUUCAAUGUUGGUCAAUAUAGGAGAGAGGCAGGUGCCCUGAAACCAACACCAGACUUUUUUGAUAUGGACAAUGAUAAUUAUUUUGUCAUAAGGAAGCAAGCAGAAAAUAAUGCUAUCAAAGAUAUUUUAAAAUGGUUUAGCGAAGAAGAUGGUGUAGUGGCUGUAUUGGAUGCUACCAAUUCAACUAGAGAGAGAAGAGCCGGUAUUUGUGAAAUAUUGAAAGCUAAUAAAAUUGAACCUAUGUUUAUCGAAAGUUAUUCUGAUGAUGAAAGCUUUAUAUUACGUAACAUCAAUGAAGUUAGAAAGGUUUCACCAGAUUAUUCAGAACAGGAUCCAGAAAUGGCUAUUAAAAAUAUACUAUUAAAAUUACAAAAAUAUGAAAAGAAUUAUGAAACCAUGACUUCUGAACUUGACGGGGAUUUAACCUUUAUAAAACUGGUUAACGGUGCACAAGAGGCAAUUAUUAAUAGGAUAAAGACAUAUUCAGAAAGUAGAAUAGCAUUUUAUGUCAUGAAUUUACAUUUGAAGCCUCGGUGCAUAUAUUUAUCCAGACAUGGGGAAUCUGUGUACAAUGUGGAACAAAAAAUUGGAGGGGAUUCGUGUUUAUCAGAGAGAGGACUUAAGUAUGCUCAGAAAUUACCAGAGUUAGUUACAGCUAAUGCAGGAGAUGCAAAUUUAACAGUAUGGACAUCGACACUAAAGAGAACUCAUGAGACUGCACAAUAUUUAGCAUACAAGAAAUUGCAGUGGAAGGCAUUGGAUGAAUUGGAUGCUGGUAUAUGUGAUGGUAUGACUUAUGAAGAGAUAGAAGAUAAAUAUCCGGAUGAUUUUAAAGCUAGAGAUGACGACAAAUAUGAAUAUAGAUAUAGAGGUGGUGAAUCAUAUAGAGAUGUUGUGAUUAGAUUAGAGCCUAUUAUAAUGGAACUGGAGAGGCAAGAUAAUAUAUUAAUCAUUACACAUCAAGCAGUUUUAAGAUGUAUAUAUGCCUAUUAUAUGAAUGUUCCACAGGAGGAAUCUCCAUGGAUGUCAAUUCCUUUACAUACAUUAUUGAAAUUAGAGCCUAGAGCUUAUGGAACGAAGAUAACAAAAAUAAAAGCAAAUAUUCCUGCAGUUAGCACAUACAAAGAGAAGGGUACAAGUCAAUUGGGAGAAUCAGUAACAGCUAGCAAAGCAUCCGUUCGGGACAUUAUCACUUCUAUCGCUGGUGAUAAAUAA